Cuscuta campestris is the source of this 2805-nucleotide messenger RNA. The record is from the annotation of a GenBank genome assembly. Lineage: Eukaryota; Viridiplantae; Streptophyta; Magnoliopsida; Solanales; Convolvulaceae.
UGAAAUUGAUGUACCAGCGGCAAAUUCCAUGGAAAACGUCGGCAGGAAGAUCUACUCUGAGAAAGUGAGAAGUAAGCGGUUGAAAAAAUACAGACUACUUAGUGGUAAGUGGAUGGUUGAUAUGGCAGGUUGCUCGCUGACCUUAGGGCAAUAGUUUGGGCGGGAAUACUUCUCCUGAUGUUAUUGUAAAUAGGGAGAUUAUCCUUAGCAUGGUAUACUCAAAUCAUUACCGCCACCAUCAUACUUAAGAAAGGUUGGAAAUUAUACAUAAAUUGUGCAAAUUAGGCAAAGCAAAUUUCAAGAGAAUGAAACUAAAGAGCUAAAACCAAAUCACUUCGGUCUCGAGAACACCACUGUAAGCCUCAGCAAGCGGGUAGCUUAAAAGUUCCAAGCGUUUGUUGAACUUUAGCAUUAUUUUUUUGAGACAGAUUCUCUGACCUAUCUUCGCCCAAACUAACUUUGGGAUGUUGCCGUAGAGUAAUUCCGUGAUUUCGUGGAGCACAAAACCGGAGUGUUCCGCCCGCCAACGAUGGUUCUUGUUUUUUCAAUUAACUUCAGAAGUGCUCUUGUUUCUAACCUCUAACAUCUUAGAAGUGUGGUUAUAAAAACGAGCAAGAAGACACGCAUUUGUGAAGUAUUGCACAUGGUCGAACGACUGAAGCUUGUCACCAUGUUUGUCUCAUCUCUCCCUUCUCCACUCUAAGAGGUUCUCUUCAGUGGACGACGGUCAAUGCUCUGAGAGAUAUUGAAUAAUAUCUUGGCCCAUAACAAUGACUCCAAGGUGAGCUCCUCAAACGGAUACGCAUCAAUCUUAAACACGCUCAUGAUUUCUGCUCCGUGAGGUUUGACAAAUGUACCAUGCAGUCCCAUGAUGAUGAUAUGAUCUAUAGGGUACCCUUCAGUACAUCGCCUGUACCUACAGCUUACAGAGCUGUUGAAGAGCUUAUCUUGCCCGUCAAAACAUGGGGGAAACCAACACCACGAUAUAUUCCACUCCAACAACACUCUCUCAAUAUUCGCUAUGUGGACCUCUAGGUCAAGACUAUCAGCAAUCCAGGGUACAUAGACCAGCACUAUUUCAAAAUCUAGCCCUUGAGCUCUGCAUUGUUGAUAGACCUUCCCUAGAGUGGGAAUGAGAUAUCCUCCAAUGCAUGCCUACACCCCGACAACCUUACUGCUGAGUUCCAAGAUAGUCACCUUCUCAUGGACGCCUGGUAAAACAGUCUUAUUAAGAACAUCAGACGAACUGCAGCCUAAGAGAUCUUCAAGCUUGAAUGGUAGAAUAUCACCAUCAUCCCACCACAGAUGGUCAUUUGCGCUAACCUCAUGCAAUUUCUUGUCAAUAAAGGGAAACGCAUCGGAACCAUGGUCAAGGGCAAAGUAGGGAUAUUCACAAUAUAAAAUGUUUCUCUUGAUAUCUGUAUCCUUAUCUAAAAUGAGACAUUUUAUAUCAUCACAUUCAUAUGCUGCGAGGUCAAGGUAUUUGCAUAUAAAAUCACGGUGCUCUGAGUGCUGGAAUGGUACUACUAGACAUGAAGGGGGGAAUCCCGACAUGAAUUGAUUGAAAAACACCUCGUGAUUGGAGACAUUUUUGAAAUGAAGUCAUUGUUGGAAUAUGGGCUAAGGAAUUAUUCAAUAUCUCUUCUCAUUAAACAAAUCUGCUUGUCGUGAUGCUCUCGGAGCACUGGCCGUCGUCCACUGAAGAGAACCCCUUAAAGUGGAGAAGGGAGAGAUAGGACAAACAUGGUGACAAACUUCAGUGGUUCGACCAGGUGCAAUACUUCACAAAUGCGUGUCUUCUUGCUCGUUUUUAUAACCUCACUUCUAAGAUGUUAGAGGAUAGAAACAAGAGCACUUCUAAAGUUAAUUGGAAAAACAAGAACCAGCGUUGGCGGGCGGAACACGCCGGUUUCGUGCUCCACGAAAUCACAGAAUUACUCUACGGCAACAUCCAAAGUUAGUUUGGGCAAAGAUAGGUCAGAGAAUCUGUCUCAAAAAAAUAAUGCUAAAGUUCAACAAGCACUUGGAACUUUUAAGCUACCCGUUUGCUGAGGCUUACAGUGGUGCUCUCGAGACCGAAGUGAUUUGGUUUUAGCUCUUUAGUUUCAUUCUCUUGAAAUCUGCUUUGCUUAAUUUGCACAAUUUAUGUAUAAUUUCCAAAAUCACGGAACACGCCGGUUUCGUGCUCCACGAAAUCACGUAAUUACUCUACGGGAACAUCCCAAAGUUAGUUUGGAUAAAGAUAGGUCAGAGAUUUUCAUUUCAAAAAUGCCAUCCCUACAAAACGGAUACGCAUCAAUCCCAAACACGCUCAUGAUUUAUGCUCCAUGAGGUUCGACAAAUGUACCAUGCGGUCCCAUGAUGAUGAUAUGAUCUGUAUGGUACCCUUCAGUACAUCGCCUGACCCUACAGCUUACAGAGCUGUUGAAGAGCUAAUCUCGCCCGUCAAAACAUGGGGGAAACCAACACCACAAUAUAUUUCACUCCAGCAACACUCUCUCAAUAUUCGCUAUGUGGACCUCUGGGUCAAGACUAUCAGCAAUCUAGGGUAGAUAGACCAGCACUAUUUCAAAAUCUAGCCCUUGAGCUCUGCAUUGUUGAUAGACCUUCCCUAGAGUGGGAAUGAGAUAUCCUCCAAUGCAUGCCUACACCCCGACAACCUUACUGCUGAGUUCCAAGAUAGUCACCUUCUCAUGGAUGCCUGGUGAAACAGUCUUAUUAAGAACAUCAGACGGACUGCACCCUAAGAGAUCUUCAAGCUUGAAUGGUAGAAUAUCACCAUCAUCCCACCACAGAUGGUGAUUU